GGUGCGCUCAUACUGAACACACAGUGAUGAACUUCACCUUGAAAACAGCUUUACUCUGUAUCUUCUGCUGGAUCUCUGUCUCAGUUUCUGAGUUUCACACUGUGGAGGUUCAGCCUGGUGAAGAUGUCACACUGCUGUGCUCCAACUUUAGCAGUCUUCCCUCUUACAUAGUCUGGUUCAAACUGGCCAACAGACAUAAUGUCAGCUGCAUCUCCUCCAUGUUGAGCUCUGAGUCCAACGCAUCAUUCUGUGAUGGAUUUAAAGACGGCAAAUUUAAAAUGACUUCCAACACGACUACUCUCUUUCUCAAGAUCAAACAAGUGGAUUUAUCCCACUCUGGACUGUAUUUCUGUGGAUUUAACACAGCUGGAAAUUCAGUAAUUGUCAGUGCAACACAUUUAAAGGCUGAAGUGUUUGAUGAAAUAACGAAGCUGACCAGUGUGAUCCUGGGCGCUCUGGUUACUGUCCUCGUUGUACUCGUCUUUGGUCUGGUUGUCAAAAUCAGCAAACUUCAGACAGCUCAUACAGAGGAACAGAACCCACAGCACAGUGAGAACCUGGGCUCUGAUGCCCUGAAUUACGCAGCGCUGAAUUUCCAUCAGAGAGGAAAAAGCAGCCAAAGGCCUCCAUCAGAGGAGCAGCUGGAGUCAUGUGUUGUGUUUACUGUCACCAGACAGAGACUCAGGAAACAUGUUGAAUGA
This is a messenger RNA of Chelmon rostratus (copperband butterflyfish), 701 nucleotides long. RefSeq lists its product as uncharacterized. The transcript has 5 exons. Lineage: Eukaryota; Metazoa; Chordata; Actinopteri; Chaetodontiformes; Chaetodontidae. Bases 27 to 701 code for a protein of 224 amino acids. The record is from RefSeq and is a predicted model, not a curated record. Gene Ontology annotation, biological process: response to bacterium.